UUAGGAAACAAAAUUAAAUAAAAUACAAAUAUAAAAGUCGUCUCCUUCUACUGUGCGACGGCUUUUCCAAUCUCUCUCUCUAUAUCGCAGCUCAGAACACACUUUCUCGCCCUUCACAAUUACGCUCACCAACAAAGGAUAAUCUUUCUAGCGAUCAGGAUUCUCUUACUUCUUCUCUUUCUGUUAUCGGAUUCCAUAUUCAAUUGAGAUCUGUGAAUUGGUGGCCAUUGGAUCUUGAGGAUUGCUGGAUCUGAGGCCGUUUUGAGAUGGCGCUUUCGGGUAUGAGAGGAUUAUCGGUGUUCAUUAGUGAUAUUCGAAAUUGUCAGAACAAAGAACAGGAACGCCUCCGUGUAGAUAAAGAGCUGGGCAAUAUUCGGACUCGCUUCAAGAAUGAAAAGAUACUAGCUUGAACCGAGAGCUUUGGUGGAAUCAGUUUGAGUUUAACUUAUUGAACUAGGUGGAACCAUGCAGUUGAGUGAGGGUUUUAGAAUGCAAUUUCUCUGGACUGAAGGAGCAUUGCCUUCUUCUUUUAUUGGGUUUAUCACCGUAUGAGAAGAAGAAAUAUGUCUGGAAGAUGCUUUACAUUUACAUGCUAGGUUAUGAUGUUGAUUUUGGUCAUAUGGAAGCCGUGUCUUUAAUAUCUGCUCCAAAGUAUCCUGAAAAGCAGGUUGGCUAUAUAGUGACAUCUUCUCUUCUCAAUGAGAAUCAUGAUUUUCUGAGAUUAGCUAUUAAUACCGUGCGCAAUGACAUCAUUGGUCGCAAUGAGACUUUUCAGUGUCUUGCUCUGACAUUGGUUGGGAAUAUUGGUGGAAGGGAAUUUGCUGAAUCUCUUGCUCCUGAUGUUCAAAAGUUACUUAUUUCUAGUAGUUGUAGACCUCUUGUGAGGAAGAAGGCUGCUCUAUGUCUCCUUCGUCUUUACAGAAAAAAUCCUGAUGUGGUCAAUGUAGAUGGCUGGUCAGAUAGGAUGGCGCAGUUGUUAGAUGAACGUGAUUUGGGCGUUUUGACUUCCUCAAUGAGUCUUCUUGUUGCUUUAGUGUCCAACAACCACGAGGCCUACUGGAGUUGUCUACCAAAGUGUGUUAAAAUUUUGGAAAGGCUUGCCAGAAAUCAAGAUGUUCCACAAGAAUACACUUAUUAUGGUAUUCCGUCUCCCUGGCUUCAGGUUAAGACAAUGAGGGCUCUUCAGUAUUUUCCAACAGUUGAAGAUCCAAAUACUAGAAGAUCAUUGUUUGAGGUUCUGCAAAGAAUACUAAUGGGGACUGAUGUUGUGAAGAAUGUGAACAAGAACAAUGCAUCACAUGCUGUUCUUUUUGAAGCUCUUGCUCUUGUCAUGCAUCUUGAUGCUGAGAAAGAAAUGAUGUCUCAGUGUGUUGCAUUGCUGGGUAAAUUUAUCGCUGUUCGUGAACCUAAUAUACGAUACCUUGGUUUGAUCAGAGUUGAUGCGAUGCAGGAAAACAUGACUCGUAUGUUGAUGGUCACAGACGUCCACGAGAUCAUCAAAAGACAUCAAGCUCAGAUCAUUACGUCCCUGAAGGAUCCUGAUAUCAGUAUCAGAAGACGUGCCCUUGAUUUGCUAUACGGCAUGUGUGAUGUUUCAAAUGCAAAGGACAUUGUUGAAGAAUUGUUACAGUAUCUCAGCUCGGCUGACUUUGCAAUGCGGGAAGAAUUGUCACUUAAAGCUGCUAUUCUGGCAGAGAAGUUCGCCCCUGACUUGUCAUGGUAUGUGGAUGUGAUACUUCAGUUGAUUGACAAGGCUGGGGAUUUUGUUAGUGAUGACAUAUGGUUCCGUGUGGUGCAGUUUGUUACUAACAACGAGGAUUUACAGCCUUAUGCAGCUCUGAAAGCCAGAGAGUAUCUUGAUAAACCUGCUAUUCAUGAGACCAUGGUGAAGGUGAGUGCAUAUAUUCUUGGAGAAUACAGUCAUCUUCUAGCCAGGCGUCCUGGGUGCAGCCCAAAGGAAAUUUUCCACAUCAUACAUGAGAAGCUUCCCUCUGUUUCGACUCCAACAAUCCCAAUACUUCUUUCCACCUACGCAAAGAUUUUGAUGCACACUCAACCGCCUGACCAGGAGUUACAGAAGCAAAUCUGGGCUAUCUUCAGCAAGUAUGAAAGUUGUAUUGAUGCCGAAAUACAGCAGCGUGCUGUUGAGUAUCAUGCUUUGAGCAUGAAAGGUCCUGCUCUAGUGGAUAUACUAGCUGAAAUGCCGAAGUUCCCUGAAAGACAGUCCUCGUUGUUAAAGAAGGCCGAGGAUUCUGAAGCUGAUACUGCUGAGCAAAGUGCAAUUAAAUUGCGAGCCCAACAGCAGAGUUCUAGUGCUUUGGUAGUGACAGAUCAGCGGCCAGCAAACGGGCCAGCCCCUGUGAGCCAGCUUGGUCUUGUGAAGGUGCCUACCACGAGUAAUACGGAUCAGAACUCUACUGAACAAGGAUUAACACAUGCAAAUGGGGCUUUGACAGUUGUGGAUCCUCAACCUCCUAGCACGCCUUCUCCUGAUUUACUUGGUGAUCUUUUAGGUCCGCUGGCUAUUGAAGGUCCACUAGACACGGCUCCUCAAUCUGAGCCAAGGGUGGCUUCUGGGAUGGAAAUUGGUGUCAAUGAAGAUGCAUUAGCCAUUGCACCUAUUGAGGAGCAGGCUAAUGCUGUCCAGCCUAUUGGUGACAUUGCGGAAAGGUUUCAUGCUCUAAGGCUGAAGGAUAGCGGUGUGCUAUAUGAGGAUCCUUAUAUUCAGAUUGGCAUAAAAGCCGAGUGGCGAGCGCAUCAAGGGCGAGUUGUUCUCUUUUUGGGAAAUAAAAAUACUGCUCCUCUUGUUUCAGUUCAAGCUCUCAUACUGCCCCCAUCGCAUCUAAAGAUGGAACUCUCAUUAGUACCUGAGACUAUUCCUCCGAGGGCCCAGGUUCAAUGCCCACUUGACGUAAUCAACCUCCAUCCUAGUAGAGACGUGGCUGUGUUGGACUUUUCUUACAAGUUUGGCACCCAUCUCGUCAGUGUAAAACUUCGUCUUCCUGCUGUCCUGAACAAGUUUCUGCAGCCAAUCUUGGUUUCGGCUGAGGAGUUUUUCCCACAAUGGAGAUCACUCUCAGGACCUCCAUUGAAGCUGCAAGAAGUGGUUAGAGGUGUACGGCCAAUGCUGCUUCCAGAAAUGGCAAACUUAUUUAACAGCUUGCAUCUGACAGUUUGUCCUGGGCUUGACCCAAACGCCAAUAAUCUGGUGGCAAGCACAACUUUCUACUCUGAAGGCACGCGAGCCAUGCUAUGCUUGGUAAGGAUAGAAACCGACCCAGCCGAUAGAACACAAUUGCGGAUGACCAUUGCCUCAGGAGAUCCCACUCUAACUUUGGAAUUAAAAGAGUUCAUUAAAGAACAAUUAGUAAGCAUCCCCAUUCCUUCUCGAGCACCCACUCCUCCUCAAGCCCAACCAACCAGUCCACCUUCAGCAGCAACUGAUCCUGGGGCUAUUCUGGCCGGUUUGCUUUGAGUGAGCACAGCUGCCGAUGUGAAUGAAUACAGAGCAAGGGCUGGCGGGUGGUGUUAAGGUUGGAAAAAGAUUUGUAUUUGAUGGGACUUUAGCAAUUAGGUUUGGAAUAUUGUGGGGGGUUUUUGGAGUUUUGGUAUUCUUUUUGCACACACUAAUUGUGCUUUUGGCGAGAUUUCCUCAUUUUCGGGCGAGGGCCUUUUUUUUUUCUGGUUUAAAGUUAAACCCCCCUGUAGUCAGGUUUUUACUUGUUUGGUUUACCGUUUUAUGCGAUACAUAUUAUAUAUCAAAAAGGCUGCGGCAUUUGUAACUAACACGCUUGUUUUACUGUGUAUGGUUGGGUUUGUGUAUUUGUACGAGCAACAUUAGUGAGAAUGUCAAUGAAGAGGGAUGCAUUUGAUUUCGAUUCUUCAUAA
Molecule: messenger RNA, 3888 nt
Organism: Striga asiatica
Lineage: Eukaryota; Viridiplantae; Streptophyta; Magnoliopsida; Lamiales; Orobanchaceae
Source: the annotation of a GenBank genome assembly